AUGCAAGUGUUAUGUGUUUCUCAACACGACAGCCCUCCCGAUGCGGGUCUGGAGGUCAGCGCACAGGUGUCUGUGUGUGUCUAUGGCUACAGACAAUCCUUUGCCUCCACUCCAAAGGGACACCACUUUCGACAUGUCUUUCCUGAUGACAGCUCUGUUCUGGUCGUCCAUUCUUCUGCCGGCGCUCUCAACGCAUCUGUCGGAAAGGCCGACACAAAUCCAUCUCUCGCUCGGAGGUCUGUCUCCUCUCUGACAUCCUUUCCCUUCGCUAACGCCUCCCACGCCUACCCUAUAGCCGACGCCACUGAGAUGGUGGUCACGUGGGUCACUGGACACCACAUAUCGGGAAAGCCGUGCGUCGAGUACGGCAUCGACGACCUGUCGAUGAAGGCGUUCGGCCACUCCUCGCGUUUCGCGGACGGCGGACACGAGAAACGACACAUUUAUGUCCACAGAGUUGUCGUCAAAGACCUGAAACCUUCGCAAACCUAUCAAUAUCACUGCGGAAGUGACGACGGCUGGAGCGCUGUCUAUCACUUCCGGGCGAAGACUAAGGGCUCUCAUUGGUCGCCGCGAUUCGCCGUCUUCGGCGAUAUGGGCGCCGCCAACGCACAGUCCGUUCCCCGACUGGAACAGGACGUCAGGCGCGGGAUGUACGACGCGAUUCUGCACGUGGGAGACAUUGCCUACAAUCUGCAUUCCGACAACGGGAAAGUCGGCGACGCUUUCAUGCGCUUAAUAGAGCCGAUCGCGGCCUACGUUCCCUAUCAGGUGUGUCCCGGCAAUCAUGAGCACAAAUACAACUUCUCGCACUACGACCACCGCUUCUCGAUGACAGACUCGCGCACCGGGAGUCUAAACAACCACUUCUACAGCUUCAAUAUGGGUCCGGCGCACUUCGUCUCCCUGUCCACUGAAUACUACUAUUACACGGACUUCGGUUGGGACCAAAUCCGCCGGCAAUACGAAUGGCUGGUCGACGACCUCCGCGCCGCCAACUCUCCUGAGAGUAGGGCUGAGCGGCCGUGGAUUAUAACUAUGGCUCACAAGCCGUUGUAUUGCAUGACUGACGACCGCUCGUGUUCGCCGAUCGACAGCUCCGACGCUUUCCAGAGACGGCGUCUCAGGAAAGGCAUCAAAAUGCAGGGAUCGGGCAAAAGGAAGUACGGAUUGGAAGCGCUGUUCUUCAAGUACGGCGUCGACAUCCAGCUCUACGGACACGAACACAACUACCAGCGCCUGUUCCCCGUCUACGACAAUCACGUGCUGAACGGCUCCACAGCCCAUCCCUACCACAACCCGAAGGGACCGGUGGUUGUCAUCACCGGCAGUGCUGGAUGCGACGAACAUCACGCCAAGUUCCGCAAACACGUUCCCGAUUGGUCGGCCUUUCGCAGCACUGAUUACGGCUACACUCGGAUGACUGUCCACAACAAGACUCACGUGUCGCUGGAACAGGUGUCCGACGAUCAGAAGGGAAAGAUUAUCGACCGCUUUGUCGUCGUUAAGGACCGCCACUUAUGA
Oppiella nova is the source of this 1524-nucleotide messenger RNA. The record is from the annotation of a GenBank genome assembly. Lineage: Eukaryota; Metazoa; Arthropoda; Arachnida; Sarcoptiformes; Oppiidae.